CUGUGGAAAGUGUUUCUCUGAGCAGUAGAGUCAAUUAUUGAAUAUUUCAGCUACUCUGAAUGUGAACACCAACGCCAGUACUAAAACAGAGUCUCUGGCUUAUGUGCAAAUGAACGAGCUAAUGAAGAACCAGAGCCAGCAGAGCUAUUGGCAGGAGAUGGGCAGAUGGGUGGGCUAUGAAGAAACAUACGAUAUUGAGGCGGGCUGCUGGGGCCCCUCCCACAUCUCCUACCUCACAUUCAAGAGCCUGGUGCAGUUGCGCAGGACAAUGAACACUGGUGUGGUGUUGCUAGACCAGGAGGAGAAGACACUCUCCAGCAUCAUUGAGAAGAUUGUGAAUGCUCUGGUUAUCAAACAGGAGAUCCAGGCAGGGGACAGAGAUAAGGUUCUUCAAGCUUUAAUGCACAACCAGAGCCAGUCAAUGGAGACUCAGCCUCUGACUUUACCUGUGGAAAUGCAGAAAUUCUCUGUCACAGAGAGAAGGGAUGCAGCUGACAGUGCAGAGGCUGCUAUGGUGCUUGUAGGUGCUCUGGAAUUCCUGGAAAAGCCAACGGUGGCAUUCAUGCGUUUGCGGGAUGCCGUGGUGCUGGAGUCGGCUCUGGAAGCUCCUGUACCUGCGAGAUUCAUCUUUAUUAUGAUCGGCCCAUCCAAGAAUGACAUGGACUACCAUGAGUGUGGCCGAGCAAUGGCAGCACUACUAGCUGACAAAGUAUUUAACCAGGCAGCAUUCCAGGCUCAGAGUGACAAGGAGUUGACUGAUGCUGUGGAAGACUUCAUGGACUGCAGUAUCGUGAUCCCCCCCACAGAGAUUCAGAAUGAGUCCAUGCUCUCUGCACUCAUCCCCUUCCAGAAGAAACUCCUGCUGGAGAGACUCCGCCCCUCCGAUCCCAAACUGCGUCUGGAUGUCAAACCUCGCAAAUUUUCAAAAUCAUCAGGUCCCCCUUCUGAGGAUCCACUGGCCCGUACAGGUGUUCCAUUCGGUGGCAUGAUCAAAGACCUGAAGAGACGAUACAAACAUUAUGUCAGUGACAUCACUGAUGCCAUGAAUUCUCAGGUGGUGGCUGCAAUCAUCUUCAUCUACUUUGCUGCACUCUCCCCUGCCAUCACCUUUGGAGGCCUUCUUGCUGAUAAGGUGGAUAACAUGAUGGGUGUGUCAGAGCUAAUGAUCUCCACUGCAGUACAGGGCAUUAUCUUCUGCCUGAUUGCUGCCCAACCUGUACUAGUCAUAGGCUUCUCUGGGCCUCUGCUGGUGUUUGAAGAGGCCUUCUUUAGUUUCUGUAAGUCUCAGGACAUUGAGUACAUCGUUAGCAGAGUGUGGGUUGGCAUGUGGCUGGUGGUCAUCGUCGUGUUGAUUGUUGCUGUGGAAGGAAGCUUCCUGGUCCGAUUCAUUUCCCGCUUCACUCAAGAGAUCUUCUCCAUCCUCAUCUCCCUCAUCUUCAUCUACGAGACCUUUGCCAAACUCGGCAGGAUUUUCAGAGAACACCCUCUCAUUCUCAAUUAUGAUCAUUUGAACAGUACAGUGGAGGACCCAUGGCACUUAGUUGUCAACUAUCAGAGAUUUUUUGAUAAUUCUACAGGCAAUAUGACUGUCGUGAGGGACGUUCAACACCGGGCUUAUCCCAACACCGCUCUCCUGUCCAUGUGUCUCAUGUUUGGCUGUUUCUCCAUUGCUUACUACCUGCGAAUGUUCAAGAACGGCAAGUUCCUGCCAGGCAAGAUUCGACGUUUGCUUGGUGACUUUGGAGUUCCCAUUGCUAUUUUCCUCAUGGUUGCUGUGGAUAUCAACAUUGAGGAUGCAUACACUCAGAAACUGGUAGUGCCUAAGGGUCUUCAGGUGUCCAACCCUAAGAUGAGGGGCUGGUUAAUCAACCCAAUGGGUGAACACAAGCCCUUCCCCGUGUGGAUGAUGUUUGCCUGCGUUAUCCCAGCUAUGUUGGUGUUUAUCCUCAUCUUCCUUGAAUCUCAGAUUACCACACUAAUUGUGAGUAAACCAGAGAGAAAAAUGGUCAAGGGCUCUGGGUUCCACAUGGAUCUUCUCAUCCUGGUCAGUAUGGGAGGACUAGGUGCCAUAUUCGGCGUACCUUGGCUGAGUGCAGCAACCGUACGCUCCGUAUCCCAUGCCAAUGCCCUGACUGUCAUGAGCAAGGGCACGAAGCCAGAGAUCGAGAAGGUUCUAGAACAGAGAGUCAGUGGAGUAAUUGUGGCCUUGCUUGUCGGUUUGUCCAUUCUCAUGGAGCCCAUUCUGAAGAUGAUUCCCAUCUCAGCUCUGUUCGGAAUCUUCCUCUACAUGGGAAUCACUUCCCUCAGUGGCAUUCAGCUCUGGGAUCGAAUGCUGCUCCUCCUUAUUCCCAAAAAGUAUCACCCCAAUGAACCCUAUGCUACCAAAGUUAGCACCAGUAGGAUGCACUUAUACACGGCUAUCCAGGUCAUAUGUCUGGCAGUUCUGUGGGUGGUGAAGUCGAGCGCUGUGUCACUGGCCUUGCCGUUUGUCCUCAUACUUACUAUUCCUCUGCGCAUGUUAAUGACUGGACGACUUUUCACAGAGCUAGAGAUUAAAUGUCUUGACGCUGAUGAUGCCAAGGCAACAUUUGAAGAGGAGCCAGGAGUGGAUAUGUAUACUGAAACUCAAAUGCCAUUGUAGACCCUACAGCCUGCUACCAGACUUAUUUAUCACAAUCAGCUUGUGAUGUCAUUAGAAAACUCUUAAAAAAAUGUGCAUUUCCCCCAUUGAGUAAAGUUUGGAAAGGUUUUUGAAUUAAGUUAGUGUACUGUGAGUGUGUGCAGCUUUUCUGUGUUAAUUAUAAUUCAUUUUGCCCAUGGCAGAUUAUAUAAUACAUAUCUUGCUAAUGUACUAAUAUCAGGUAUAUUACUUAAAUGUGUCAUUAUGACUAUGUAAAACUCAAUAAAAGUGCCUUACAUAUUUUUGCUAAAGCUAAAGCUUUGCACUAUUCCACAAACUUCCAGCCCUAACAUUUUAAGGUAUUACAUUAUGAAGGUCUGUAAAAUGCACAUGUAGAACAAGCACCUCAACAAAGAUAUUGUUAUUGCAUUUUAAAGGUAUUGUUAACUUUGUAUUAUUGCAAGAGUUAAAGAUUUGCCUUGCUCCAAAAUGUGCUACAACCAGAUGCGCUUUUUAUGCCACUGGCGAUAAGACAAAAAUCCAAAGAGACAUUGCAUAAGGGGCUUAUAUUUAUAUUUCCAAAAAAUAAACAAGCUUGAAAAAUAAUGUGCCCACCCCAUACUCACAGUUUGUUGUUUCACUUACAGUACAGUAUGUAGCUAUACUGUCACCUUCAACAACCUGCAUUUACCUCAGCUGUUUGCGGUAAUUGUAUUAAGCUAUUCUCGGAUAUGACAUUACAGUAUAUCUAAUAUAAUGUACUGCAUUCUCUUAUGCUCAUUCUUUUUGUUUGUGUGGAAAAAAAAAAUGUCUUAUAUUGUCCCUCUCCAGUUCGGAUUUUUUAAUGAAAUUUGUAAUUGCAAGAAUUUGAUGAAAAAAAUUAUAACAUAGACAUUAAUAAAUAUCAAAUACCAUUUUAAUCCACAAGCUUGUGAUUACAGUUUCUGAUACAGUUCUGCUUGUGAAUAUCUACUUUACUUACUACUAAGAACCUCAGACAAAACUCUGAAUAUCUUUCAAAGAUUUUAUGUCAUUAACCUGUCCAGCUUCGGCAAAUACAGUGAUUAUUUCAUCCUCAAAAGUGCAUGUUGUAUCAACCCAGUACCUUAUAAACAAAUUUAAAUCUGCCCUUCCUCGCAGAAGUUGCUUAAAGGGAUAAUUCACCCAAAAAUGAAAAUUCUCUCAUCAUUUACUCACCCUCAUGCCAUCCCAGAUGUGUAUGCCUUUCUUUCUUCUGCUAAACACAAAUUUUUAGAGGAAUAGCUCAGCUCUGUCGGUCCAUACAAUGCAAGU
Messenger RNA from Myxocyprinus asiaticus (Chinese sucker), 3913 nucleotides. RefSeq names its product solute carrier family 4 member 1b (Diego blood group) (gene slc4a1b). Bases 110 to 2641 code for a protein of 843 amino acids. Gene Ontology annotation, cellular component: basolateral plasma membrane; plasma membrane. The record is from RefSeq and is a predicted model, not a curated record. Gene Ontology annotation, biological process: bicarbonate transport; regulation of intracellular pH; monoatomic anion transport. Gene Ontology annotation, molecular function: bicarbonate transmembrane transporter activity; solute:inorganic anion antiporter activity; monoatomic anion transmembrane transporter activity. NCBI's taxonomy places the organism in Eukaryota, Metazoa, Chordata, Actinopteri, Cypriniformes, Catostomidae. The transcript is spliced from 18 exons.